Solanum verrucosum is the source of this 1006-nucleotide messenger RNA. RefSeq names its product cold shock domain-containing protein 3-like. The record is from RefSeq and is a predicted model, not a curated record. Gene Ontology annotation, molecular function: nucleic acid binding; zinc ion binding. The coding region runs from base 86 to 877 and encodes 263 amino acids. NCBI's taxonomy places the organism in Eukaryota, Viridiplantae, Streptophyta, Magnoliopsida, Solanales, Solanaceae. The transcript is spliced from 2 exons.
AGGCUUCACUUUAUAAAAAAAUCUGUCAUAGAAUUAGAACAUUCUCAAGGGUUUUGCGGAGUUCUGAUCAACAGAUCGGUUAAGAAUGGCGGUGGAGGCGUCGAGAAUGACAGGGACAGUUUCCAAGUUCAAUAACCCAAAGGGUUACGGUUUCAUCAAACCUGAUGAUGGAUCCGAAGAUCUGUUCGUUCAUCAAUCAGAGAUCAAAUCUGAUGGCUACCGUUCUCUCUACGAAGGCCAGAAAGUGGAGUUCACCAUGACUGUGAAGGGAGAUAAGUAUCAGGCUAUUGAUGUCACUGGGCCUGAUGGUGCUCCUCUCGAUAGUGGCGGUAAUGGCAGGGGAAACAGUAACAGUCGCGGGGGUGGGGGUUACGGUUAUGGUGGUGAUGAUGGUGGUUAUCGGAGGAACGGCAAUGAUGGUGGAUAUCGUAGCGCCGGUGAGUGUUAUAACUGUGGAAGGACGGGACAUUUGGCUAGGGACUGUGAUCGCAACAGUGGAGGUGGAGGUGGAGGUGGUGGCAGAGGCGGGUGUUAUAACUGUGGUGCGGCUGGACAUUUAGCUAGGGAUUGUGACGGUAGUAGUGGCGGUGGUGGUGGAGGAGCAAGUGGUGGUGUCUGUUACACUUGCGGUGGGUAUGGCCACAUGGCUCGAGAUUGCCCGAGUGCUGGUCGUGUUGGCGGCCGUGGCGGUGGAGGUGGUGGUGCUUGUUAUACAUGCGGUGCACAAGGACACUUGGCAAGAGACUGUCCCGGUGGGGGAGGUGGUGGUGGUAGUAAUUUUGGAAGAUCUGGUGGUGGUAAUGGAGGAAGCAAGUGUUACAACUGUGGAGAGGCGGGUCACUUUGCUAGAGAAUGCACUAGCCAGUCCGUGAACUGAUCAUGGGUGUCAUCAGCAACAUUUACAUUAGUAAACCAGUGCAGUUAUACAGUAUGGCCGGGGAUAUUAUCCGGUGCUGGAACAUCCCCGAUUUCUCCUACUGGAUUUCAGCUGAAUCCAGGACAGGCC